AUGGUCUAUCAUAAUAACUCUUUGAACGAUAAUAAUGUAUUUUAUGAGGAAGAAGAAGCUCGAGAAUGGAAACAGCUGCGUUCGCAACAAAGGAAUGAUGAGUACGCCACAUCUCCUUUUAGAAGAAUGCCUGAUGAAGUAUGGUUGAUUCCACCAAUUAUCGAUGUAAAACUAGUUUUAGGUGAUAGAAAGAUCAAUAUGUCACGUAUUGAAGAGUCAACAAAUACACACAUGAGUUAUAAUGAUACUGAAGGGCAAAUUGAAAUGUGGGGAACGCGUCGUGAUCUCGAUAAAGCUCUUAUGCAAUGGAAUACGAUCGCCAUGAAUAUUCACGAUGAUCAAAUUAAAUACAGGAGUGCAAGAAAAGUUAAAAUUUGGGCUAGACCAGAAAAAGCCCUUACAGAAAAACAAGUUAAAAAAUUACAACGUAGAGAAGCAAGAGAAAAGGAAGGACAAAAUCUUAAAUGUUUUCCUAAGAUCGACUUUCCCUUUUCUUCUCAUUUUUAUUUUCCAGAUCACGAAAUUCCAAUUUCACGAAUCAUUGGUGAAAAAGACGAAUUUUUGGAUCCAAUUCGCAUGCAAACCAAAUUUAUUGGUGAUGAUGAGGAUGGUGUUUAUGAAGCAAUUUCACGCGUUAAAAAUCUUUACCUUAAAGUUUUCUUUGCUCGUAGCAUUCCAAUAAAGAGAGGCUGGGUUUAUCAUAUGAUUGAACAACCUCGAAUGCUUUACGAAGUUAGAAUUAUAGAUCCGCCUCGUUGGAUCAUACCACCUUAUGAUAUAGUUGAAAACCUCAAAAGAAUUGAAGAAGCUCUAUUGAGAGCUUUACAAACUGUUUAUUUGUUCGAUGAAGAAAUAAAACUGCAUUUGGUCAAAUAUGCCUUACCUAUUUUUCCUAAAGAUAUGUCAUUAUGGUCAAUCGAUAGGUUGAAUAACUUAGUCUUGAAGGAUACUCGUUUGCAAUCAAAGUUUGCUACAUGUCUUGCUACGAAUUUUAAUCAACUCAAAAAAUUAGAAGAAUAUUUUUCUAGUAAUCAAGUAUGGGAUGAGUCAUGCUCUCAUGACGUAUCAUUUAGGAACGGCAAAAUAGGAUUAUGGAAUGCGGUUGCUGAUGAAAAAAACUCCACAAAAUCAUUGAUUUAUACAAAUACUGAAGAUGUUAUUGAUACCUCAGUUUGUGAAAAGCAUAAAGAGAAAUUUUUAUGGAAAGAGCAUUUUAUAAUUGAGAUUACAAGAUAUGAAUAUUGGAACUUGGAAAUUCCUUUACAACGUGAACCAUCAGAAAAUGUGUCAUUUGGAGUUACGUUAUAUAAGAAAUCAUGGGACGAUGAUUUCUCUGCAAACGGCAAUUUAAACUCAGGUGAGGUGCCUGAAUGGUAUCCUGAUGAUAUGUCGAAUGGCGUUAAGCAAAUGUUGAAUGAUAUAAAUGAAUUCUUGAAAAUUUUGCAAAAUUCCCAAU
Cetraspora pellucida is the source of this 1456-nucleotide messenger RNA. The record is from the annotation of a GenBank genome assembly. Lineage: Eukaryota; Fungi; Glomeromycota; Glomeromycetes; Diversisporales; Gigasporaceae.